Lentinula edodes (shiitake mushroom) is the source of this 1179-nucleotide messenger RNA. RefSeq lists its product as uncharacterized. The record is from RefSeq and is a predicted model, not a curated record. NCBI's taxonomy places the organism in Eukaryota, Fungi, Basidiomycota, Agaricomycetes, Agaricales, Omphalotaceae. The transcript has 3 exons. Bases 1 to 1179 code for a protein of 392 amino acids.
AUGUUUGCAUCCAAAAAGAUCGCUCAUUCACUAUUAAUCGCUUCAGGUUGGCAUUUCAUUACAGCCAGUUCUAACAUUGAUCAAUUUUUCGCAAUAGUAGUCCUUUCAAACUUUGCCCACGCUGUCUCUUUUGAUGGACAGUAUAUUCAACCGAAUCUCACCAACACCGCGGUAGAAUGGUGGUGGGGAAGCGCUGUUGGGGCUUCUCAAUCCCCAGGAACUCCCGGACCUGUACUUCAGUUCCUGUUCUACCAAGGAUACUCGAUCCUCGCGGACUUCAACCAUUCUUCUCUCCCUGAAUAUUACAUUACCAUCAAUGGAUUCUUUUCCAACGGCAACAACUUUAGUCUUACUGUUCCAGCCACCUCUGGUAAUAUUUCUGAAGGGAAUAACAACUCCGUGACAGGAACUUGGGGUACCGUUGGGGCGUUCCAGAUCUCUUCUGACCUAAAGACAAUGGCUGUGACCUUCAACGCUCCUGAUGCGCCCUACGGAAUAUCUGGCUCGAUGAAUUUCACGAGCAACCGAGCAAAUCACUACGGAUGUAAUGUUACCGACAGUCCUUAUUUCGACGUGGUCAAACCCGUUAAAACUUUGAAUGACGCCGAACAAGUCCUUUUCAACCAGCUUGGUUGGGCAGUAGCUAUUCCGGGUGGCACAGUAAAUGUAGAUGUCAGAAUCAACGGGACACGACUCCAGUUCACGGGUAACGGGUACCACGACCAAAACUGGAUGCCUCUUGCUUUGAACGAAUUCAUAUCCUCCUGGUAUUUCGGUUUCGCUGAAGUAGGCCCAUACACCCUCUCCUACGUCUCUGCAACGCCUCUUGAUUCGACCAUUGUAUUCAACACAGGAUACCUCGCCACCGACAAUGCUGUGUUGCAAAAUCAAUGCUCUGUCGACGGGUCGAAGACCACGGAUAUCAGCAUUAUUCGCCCUACCGGCGAAAUGGCUGGUGCAGAAGGCACGAUUGCGCCUUCCGGCUGGACGUUGAACUAUAUCAUAGACGAUGGAACGGAAUUCGAAUUUCUGAUAGUUCCAACGGGCGUGAAUCCAGAUAUUGCCAUUUAUCAAAGAUGGACGGGUCUGAUUUCUGGCGGGAAGAAGGGGGAGGAAAGCUAUGAAGGCGUCGCCACCUUUGAAUGGUUGAACCCAGGUUUAAAUGUAUAUCCUGCGUGA